Molecule: messenger RNA, 1359 nt
Organism: Gastrolobium bilobum
Lineage: Eukaryota; Viridiplantae; Streptophyta; Magnoliopsida; Fabales; Fabaceae
Exons: 2
Coding region: 1-1359 (452 amino acids)
Molecular function (GO): zinc ion binding
Source: RefSeq, a predicted model, not a curated record
AUGAUACGUGAAGAGCCUAGUGUUAAAAUUGGGUUAAUACAGGAGAGGAUUGCAUCAAGUCUAGGAUUUCAUAUAUCAUACCGAAAAGCCUGGAAAUCAAAGCAGAAGGCAAUUGUGAGGGUAUUUGGGGAUUGGGAUGAGUCGUACGCGUUUCUGCCAAGAUGGUUGGAUUAUAUGUUAUUGUUUUCUCCUGGGUCUGCCUAUAAACUGGAUGUGAAUGAACAUAGGAUUGAUGGUCGGCUCGAUGGUUCGCACAAGGUGUUUAAAAGGGUUUUUUGGACAUUCAAACAGUGUUGUGAUGCCUUUAAUUAUUGCAAGCCUAUGCUCCAAAUCGAUGGGACACAUUUGUAUGGAAAAUACCGCAGAACGCUAAUGAUCGCUACAGCUGUUGACGGUAACAAUUAUGUCCUGCCUGUAGCGUUUGCUGUUGUUAGUUGUGAGAAUAUUGACAAUUGGUCCUGGUUUUUGGCCAUGUUACGGAUCCAUGUGACUCAGAAAGAUGGAAUAUGCCUUAUUUCUGAUCGACAUGCAGGCUACACUACAUCGCGAUUGGAUUUUGACGCUGGUUUGGAAAAAUUUAAAGAAUCAAGCCCACAGAUAGCAGCAUGGAUUGAUCGAAUUCCGAAGGAAAAAUGGAGUAUAUCAUACGAUGCUGAAGGAAGGCGAUUUGGCCAUAUGACUACAAACUUGUCGGAGUGUGUUAACAAGGUUCUUAAAGGUGCUAGAAACUUACCAAUCACGUCUUUGGUGCGCAUCACGUACGCUAGGCUUAACGAAUAUUUUUUGGCCCACGGGCAGGAGGCUCGGGAAGAGAUGGACAAAGGUAAUCGUUUCGCCAAAGUGUUCUGGGUUGAAUAUGUUAAAAACCAACAAAAUGCUGCAACACACUUUGUUACGUCGUAUGACAGACAAAAAACACGAUUUGAAGUUCAAGAGUCUUACAAUCAAAGAACUCAUAGAGGAGGAAAGAAAUGGUGGGUUUCAUUACAGGAUCGGGCCUGUCAAUGUGGUGAGUUUACUGCUUUUAGGUACCCAUGUAGUCAUGUGAUUGCUGCGUGCAAAUCAGUAAAUCAUGACCCCUUACAAUACAUUGAUCCUGCAUAUAGUGCGUCAUAUCAAUGCCAGGUAUAUUCCGGGCAAUGGUAUCCAAUUGGUAAUGAAGACUUCAUCCCACCCAGCCAAGGCCCAACAAUUCUCCCGGAUGUGUCACUUAGACGUAAAAAAGGCAGGCCGCGAAGUACCCGAAUCCGUAACGAAAUGGAUCAGCGCGAGGGUGUGAGCCAGCAGGUAAGAUGUGGUUAUUGUAGGGUUGUUGGCCAUGACAGACGUCGUUGUCCAUCUCGCUUGCAAGGCAAUUAA